CAGCCGGUGUGCAUACUGCAUGCUCUCUAUUUAUUAGUAUAGUAAAGAGUUUUGUUAAACAGUCAAAAGUUUAGUAAUGCAAUUAAUGUUUCAAAAUGAAACGGACCAAGUGUAAAAAAAAGUGUUCAAACAAACGUGUGUGAGUUGCAUCCAGAAACAGCCCCCCCCCGCGCUGUGUGAUUCACACAGCAAUCCACAGCAAGGUCAAGGAAGGAGGACCAAACAACCGAAGUCUGCGCUGUGAUUUUGUGUGCAGUGCACACACCGGUACACCGUUCAUAUCGUCGGGCAUCAUCAAGUGCCCCCUUUUGUAGUAGCAGAGAGGUUCUUAACAACCAAUUGACAACACUGAUCUCGCUAUCAAAAGACUUCAUCUUCAAAAUGGCUGAUAAAAAAGCUGAAGUUGCGUCACGUUCAGAGAGGUUUCACUACAAUGGCUUCCUGCCGGACACACUGAAUUCCUCCUACCAUGAGGUGGAUCUCAAUGCUGAACCUCCUCCCUCUGAUGCAGACGUGGUCAUAAUUGACGGGCAGCAGUCUCGCACCUUGAAAGACAAAGAACUCUUGCAGCAAGCGCAGAGGGAGGAGGAUGAUUCAGAUGAAGAGCUGGACUUUUAUGAGGCAAGCCCGUCACAGAGACUUCUUCCAUUGAGUGAAACACACGUUGCAACACAGCGGAAGAGGACGCCCUCUUUGACUGCCCUGAGGGACGGCCAACAAGGACACGAUGAGCUUGAGGAAAUCAGCAGCGAUGAGGCCCACGAUUCUCAACAAGGUAGGCUUUUGGAGAGACCUGGACCCUAUUUCACAAAGAUCUAAGAUUGAUCGUAAGGCCAUGUUUCGCGUCCCCGCCCGCUUCCUUUUUAC
Molecule: messenger RNA, 867 nt
Organism: Asterias rubens (European starfish)
Lineage: Eukaryota; Metazoa; Echinodermata; Asteroidea; Forcipulatida; Asteriidae
Exons: 4
Coding region: 382-819 (145 amino acids)
Source: RefSeq, a predicted model, not a curated record